AUGGAGAGAAUAGCAAAGGAGUGUAAUGGGCAUUGGGUGGUGUUGGGAGAUUUCAAUGAUAUUAGAGGAGCUCAUGAGAAGAAGGGGGGAGCUCCUAUCAAUUAUAGAAGAUGUGAUACUUUUGAAGAUAGAAUUAACAAAUGUGGUUUCUUUGAAGUAGCAUCUUGUGGUAACAGAUUCACUUGGAAAGGACCCCUUAUUCAUGGUUACCAAAGGGUGUAUGAGCGCCUUGAUAGGGGUUUUUGCAGUGCUGAUUGGAAAAUUAAGUUUUCGGAGGUGAUUGUUAAAGUUUUGGCAAGAUUGGGUUGUUUGGAUCAUCACCCUAUUCUAUUGAGCAUGGAAAGGUAUGAAAGAAGAGGAGAGCAUCCUUUUUGCUUUAAGGCAGCCUGGUUUAUGCAUGAUUCUUUUCAAAACAAAGUCAAGGAAGGUUGGGGAAGAGAAGGAGUGGCUACAGACAGACUUGUGAAUUUGCAGAGAACACUUAGCAAGGGGGACAAAGAGGUGUUUCUGAAUGUUCACUCAAAAAAGACAAGACUUCUUGCGAGAUUGGAAGGAGUUCAGAAACAGAUUGUUGCGUCUGAUAGACAUUAUAUGCAUUUGUGUAAACUAGAACAGGAGAUACAAGGGGAGCUUAGAGAUGUUUUGAGAUAG
Messenger RNA from Neltuma alba, 651 nucleotides. RefSeq lists its product as uncharacterized. Lineage: Eukaryota; Viridiplantae; Streptophyta; Magnoliopsida; Fabales; Fabaceae. The transcript has a single exon. Bases 1 to 651 code for a protein of 216 amino acids. The record is from RefSeq and is a predicted model, not a curated record.